Molecule: messenger RNA, 651 nt
Organism: Scleropages formosus (Asian bonytongue)
Lineage: Eukaryota; Metazoa; Chordata; Actinopteri; Osteoglossiformes; Osteoglossidae
Product: protein FAM180A-like
Exons: 4
Coding region: 1-651 (216 amino acids)
Source: RefSeq, a predicted model, not a curated record
AUGGCCUGUGGUUGCUGGACACGAGCACUGGUGCGCUGGGGAGAGAAAGGCGAAGGGAGGAAGAAUGACACGGGGAGGAAGCGAUCGUCCGUCUCCCGCCGUUCAUCGGAGGGUGGAGCACGCUGCGCGGCCAACGACUGCAGCCGCACCAUGGACUGGACAGCGGUCAUCAUCCUUCUCAUGUGCAGCGGCGCUCAGGUGUGCGACGCUCAACGCAGGACCAGAGCCCUGUAUCCCUCAGCUUUUAGAGUGAAACGGGGGAUCCCGUCGAUGGUCAACCCCAUCUUUCAGAACUCCAUAGACGAUGUCAAUCUGCUCUUUGAAAUCUUGCUGGCAGGCACACAGAUGGAGGAUGAACACAGUCCCUUCAGCGUGCAGGAUGAGGAGCUGAACUCGCUCCGGAGGAUCCAGAAGCUGCAGGUCAUCUGUGACGAGGUGAUACCUCGGAAACUGACGGAUAUUCGGCGCCUGACCUCGGAGCUGCUGCGCCACCCCGGCAUCCUGCACAGGGAGGACUUUGAGCGCACUGUGCUGACCUUUGUGUACACAGCCCACAGGAUGCUUAACACAGCCGGACACCAGAAGGACGUCUGGACCGAGUCCUUCCUUAAUCUAUACGAGGCCAUAAAGCAAGACAUCACCACUGCAUAG